Cylicostephanus goldi is the source of this 1044-nucleotide messenger RNA. NCBI's taxonomy places the organism in Eukaryota, Metazoa, Nematoda, Chromadorea, Rhabditida, Strongylidae. The record is from the annotation of a GenBank genome assembly.
AUGUCUGAAACGGAGGGUAAGGUUAUUACUUGCAAGGCAGCCGUGGCAUGGGAGGCCAAAGCUCCUCUGAAAAUCGAAACGGUUGAAGUAGCUCCACCGCAAGCUCAUGAAGUUCGCAUAAAAAUUCUUUACACUGCACUAUGUCAUACUGACACUUACACGCUUGACGGGCAUGAUCCUGAAGGGCUAUUUCCUGUUAUUCUCGGCCAUGAGGGUGCUGGCGUUGUAGAGAGCGUUGGUGAAGGCGUCACAGAGUUCAAGCCAGGAGAUCAUGUUAUACCGCUGUACGUUCCACAAUGCAAGGAGUGCGAUAUACCUCAAGGUAAUGGGACCAUGCCAAACGGUACGAAGCGGUUCAAGUGCCAAGGAAAGGAACUUCACCAUUUUAUGGGAUGCUCUACUUUCUCGGAAUACACUGUGGUUGCUGAUAUAUCGCUGUGCAAGGUGAGUUUCAUUUUUGGUUUGCUGCCUGUUCCUAUCACUUUAUGCGGUCUGUCAUCGUUUGAUGACGCCAUCAAAAUGGUCCGGAUCAAUCCCGAUGCACCUUUGGAUAAAGUCUGCUUACUGGGAUGUGGGAUUUCUACGGGAUAUGGUGCCGUGAUUAAUACUUGCAAGGUGGAACCAGGUAGCACAGUCGCUGUGUGGGGUCUUGGAGCUGUUGGCCUCGCCGUGAUUAUGGGCGCUAAAGCUGUUGGAGCCAAGAGAAUUGUGGGCAUCGACAUUGUAGAAAGCAAGUAUGAUAAGGCUCGUCAGUUCGGCGCAACUGAAUGUGUUAACCCAAAAUCUGUGCCCGAGGGGCAAUCCAUCCAAGCCUGGCUCGUUGAGAAGUUCGAUGGCGGUUUUGAUUACACAUUUGAAUGCAUUGGCAGUGUGCAGACGAUGCGUCAAGCUCUUGAAGCCGCACAUAAAGGAUGGGGAGUGUCUUGCAUUAUUGGAGUGGCAGGUGCUGGUCAAGAGAUAUCAACGCGUCCUUUCCAGCUAGUUACUGGAAGAACUUGGAAAGGAUCUGCUUUUGGAGGUGCAGCUGCUUUUUUUGUUAUCUAA